Gregarina niphandrodes is the source of this 570-nucleotide messenger RNA. RefSeq lists its product as hypothetical. Gene Ontology annotation, molecular function: aspartic-type endopeptidase activity. Lineage: Eukaryota; Apicomplexa; Conoidasida; Eugregarinorida; Gregarinidae. The annotation marks the transcript as partial. The record is from RefSeq and is a predicted model, not a curated record. Gene Ontology annotation, biological process: proteolysis. The transcript has a single exon.
AUGAAGGCCUUGGACGCGGAACUGAAGCCUACUCGGACCGGUUUCAACCUUGGGUUCAAGACGAAGUUGACGGAUCGGGACGAGAUGGCCGCUGGUUACAACUACUUUAACAAGCGACUUCAACCUACAAACCGGAUAACAGAGGUAGAAAUGGUGCCGGAAUCUGGAAGGUCCUUUGUGGGAAUGGCCGCGACUAGAAAAGGACGAGUGCAGACCAUUCGUGGUGGAAUAGGUCGUCUGGGGGAUCCCACGAUUCGGGAAAUCGAACUCACUCUGGAUGGAGGAGCAGAGGUUAGCUUGAUUUCCGAACAGAUUGCGGACGAGUUCGCCGACGUGAUAGAGCCAUCCACCCAGGACGUGUAUGGAGUGGGCGGCGAACGACAGCUGGAUCGGAAGCUGGAUCUGUUGGUGGAUGUAGGCGGCAGGCAAGAACCGGUGACUUUCCACGUGCUGCCAGGAUUGAACAGGGUUCUGGUGGGGUACGAAGACCAAAUCAGGCUUGAUCUGGAUAUAAGCUUGCCACGGCGGACGGUGAAGGCUAUUGGAGGGCGCGAGGUACCCCUUUUGGAG